Molecule: messenger RNA, 1116 nt
Organism: Aspergillus eucalypticola CBS 122712
Lineage: Eukaryota; Fungi; Ascomycota; Eurotiomycetes; Eurotiales; Aspergillaceae
Exons: 8
Coding region: 1-1116 (371 amino acids)
Cellular component (GO): mitochondrion
Source: RefSeq, a predicted model, not a curated record
AUGAAUGACGGAUUCGAGGUUAUUGCGAAGAUACUAUAUCGCUUUACCGGUCCAAAGUACUAUGCCACUGCUAGCGAAGCUGCUACCCUAUGCUUUCUCUAUGCAAAAGGCAUCCCUGUUCCCCAGCUAUAUGGGUAUUCGCCUUCAGAGGAUAACACUGUCGGUGUGGAAUACAUCCUAAUGGAGAAGGCCAUGGGUAUUUUCUUCAACAUCCCUUUUGGUUCUAUCGGAAGCCUUUACUUCAAAAAGGACAUUCAGCAGGACCAUCAGGCUACUCUAUGUGCUCCCGAUGUACCACACAACGAAGACCCUGAAGUAUGUUGUAUUGGUCCAACAGCGAUUUGCAUGUUUUCGUACGGUAGAAGAGCCUCUCUGGAUAUUGAUCGUGGACCCUGGAACGACCAUAAAGAGUACCUAGCGUUUGAAUUGGACUUCCCAUAUAAUGGCGUCUUUCCUGGGUUGAAGUAUCCGGCUGAUUACUUGCCACUUCUGGACAAGUACCUCGCUUUAGUUCCAUUUCUGCUUCCGGAGGACACAAACAGUCGUCUCAAUAAACCGACACAUCGGCAUCCUGAUAUGAACCCAAACAAUAUCUUUACUUCACCAGAGUCUGGUGCUGUGUCCUGUAUCAUUGACUGGCAGCACACCUUCAUUGAGACACGCCUGCUGGCAGCUGGCUAUCCUCCCGAGGCGGAUGAACUCUACCGGCGACGUUUACUAUCUUAUCAUUACCGUAUCUUCAACGGCCAUUACAACAAACCCCAUCUUGAAGCUUUACGUGACCCCAUUUUGCUUCCUCGGCAGCAUCUCGUUGAUAGGGCGGGCCGUCAGUGGAGUGGAAAUCUAGUCACUUCGAAGGGAGCUUUAGUCCGGGUGGGGAAGCACUGCCCUCUAAAGUUCUCAGCGGAAGAAGUGAAUGACUUCCACGAUGAGGAACAAACAUGGCUCAAUCUGAACAAGGUGGUGAGUCAGUGGUAUGAUCAGGUAGGUGGUGUGUCCGAAGAGGGAUGGGUCAGUAACGAAUGCUAUGAUGAGACUGUCCAAAGAGUUGCGGAACUCAAGUCUGCACUAUUAGCGAAAGGAUGGCUAUUCAGGGAUCGCGACGUGUCUAAUUAA